UUGAAAAUAAAGGUCAAUUAGGAUGAGAUGGGGGAAAUAAGAGUGGGAUGGGGGAGUCAGAAGGGUCUUAAACUCAUUCAACCCCCUAACUGCACCUGAAUUGAACAUGUAGGACACAGUCAGACAUGUAACUUGAACAUGCAAGUUUAUGCGAUGGGAAAUAUAACACCUAAUUUGAGUACAACAUACGGGAAUGAGCCACCCAGCACGCGCUUUCUGAUCUUUAAUUCCUUUCUCCUUAGUUUGACAUUUUUGUUCGGAACCUCAGGAAACGUGCUUGUUUUCUGCGCUGUUCUUAAAAGCAAAAGUUUGCAGACAUCCAACAACGCGCUGCUGUUGAAUUUAUCCGCCGUGGCUCUUCUCAGGUGUUCUUUAGAUUCACCGGUGUUUUUAGUGUCUUUAAUCGUAGGAGACUCGGUUGGGCUCUUCCCGUGUUGCCUUCAGCAGUUCACUUUCUCUCUGUGCAGCGGUGUGCAGUUUCUGACGCUCGUGCUCAUAAGCGUGGAGAGAUUCUUGACCAUCGCCUUUCCCUUCAAGAAGAGAAACGAGAAAAUAGGAAUAUGGAUUUUGUUUAUCUGGGUUUGUGGGCUUUUUAUCGCAGUUCUGUCGCUGACAAUGUGUGAUAAUUCCUGCUACGUGACGUGCCAGCAUUUACAAAGAUCACCAGGGUCACGCGCGGACCCCUUUACUGUGUACGUGCUGCUUCCUGUCUGGGGUUUGUCUCUGAUACUGAUAAUCAUUCACUAUUUCCUCAUCUUUUCUGUUGUGAGACAGCAUACCAACAAAAUAACUGACACAGGUGUGCAGUUUAAACCUUACUUUGGAAGACACCUCCCUGGAUGGGACCGUGUGGCCCCUUCAGCAACCGCGCGCCAUCAAAAACCUGACAGCUCCUCGGGGAAUCAGCACGCGGCACCACGCAUAUCUGGCGCGGUGUGUAUUCUGACACCAGCGGCCCGAGAGCUGGGCAAGAAGAGGUUGGAGGGCCGCGUGGCGAAGAGGUUCGGCUACGUUAUCAUCACGGCCACUGUGUUCUGGGCUCCACUCUUUAUUAUCCUCGCGCUGAACAUGUGUGAGGACUGCAGACAGAAUCAACGCUGGUUGCUGCGCGAGCUGCGCACGUGUGCGCUGGUUGUGACAUGUGUCCCUGCAACAGUGGAGCCGCUCAUUUACACGCUGCUUCACAGACAGCUGCGUUCACAAAUCCACAAAUUACUCCCGAACACACUCAUGAAUAACAUCCUACUGAUCGACCGGAGCAAUUAAAGCGAUAGGAAACUUUCCUAAACGCUCGAUGGUAAAGUAGGCCUGCAUUUUUUUUUUUUUUAAAUCGUGAUGCGGGUGAUUCAUUUAUAUUAGGCUAUUUCACUAGCCUAUUUAACGCCAGAGGUCAUUAGUUGAUAUAGAUUCAUGUGAGAAGUGUCAUGAUGAAACUAACAUAUUUACAUUUUAAUGUUUAUGUAAGAUUUUAUAUCAACAUUUAGUGAAGAUAAAUGAAAUUAUGUCACACGUGUGCCCUUAAAGGUAUAGUUCACCCAAAAAUAACAUGUCUGUCAUCAUUUACUUGUCUUUCGUCGUUCCAAACCUGAAUGACUUUCUAAUCUUCUGUGGAGCAUAUGAAGAUAUUUUAAGAAAUAUAUCAGUGUUUUUAAUUUUUUCAUCCAUAGAAUGAAAAUCAGUGGUUAUCAAAACUGUUUGGUUACGAACAUUAUUCAAAAUAUGAAAGCCAAACAGGUUUGAAAAUUAAUGAUUGAAUUAACAUUUUGGGAGAACUGUCCCUUUAAGGUAUCUGAUUUACAAGGCUUGAUAACUUUAAAAACACGAUCAUGUAAAUCAAAUAUUUCAUUAAUCUGCUAUGAAUCUAUAAAGCAUACUGUAAACUGCAUUGUAAAAUGUUAGUCAGUAUAUUAGGUAAAUAUAAAUACAUUUAGACAGUAAUUUAGGAUUUCACAAGUCCACUGAUUUACCUACCCAUAAUGUAUGUCCAGGAUAGAAGGUAAUUUUAUUGUUACAAUUGUUUUUUUUUUUCUACUGAAAUAAACAAAAAUGCACCUAGA
Messenger RNA from Ctenopharyngodon idella (grass carp), 2057 nucleotides. RefSeq names its product melanopsin-B-like. NCBI's taxonomy places the organism in Eukaryota, Metazoa, Chordata, Actinopteri, Cypriniformes, Xenocyprididae. Gene Ontology annotation, biological process: G protein-coupled receptor signaling pathway. The transcript is spliced from 2 exons. Gene Ontology annotation, cellular component: membrane. Bases 139 to 1266 code for a protein of 375 amino acids. Gene Ontology annotation, molecular function: G protein-coupled receptor activity. The record is from RefSeq and is a predicted model, not a curated record.